CUGCUUGGGGAAAUGGGAUUUCCACAGAAGGAACCAGAGCAGGUUUGGUGCGAUACCAUCCGCAUUGCUAAGAACCCUGGAAAUCACAAGACAAACAAGCACAUUGAGAUUCGGUACUUGUUGACUUGGUUGAACUCGGUCGCCUCAAGAUUGCCUACUGUUCGACAACAGAUAUGA
Molecule: messenger RNA, 177 nt
Organism: Phytophthora sojae
Lineage: Eukaryota; Oomycota; Peronosporomycetes; Peronosporales; Peronosporaceae
Exons: 2
Source: RefSeq, a predicted model, not a curated record